This is a messenger RNA of Danio rerio (zebrafish), 3505 nucleotides long. Lineage: Eukaryota; Metazoa; Chordata; Actinopteri; Cypriniformes; Danionidae. The record is from RefSeq and is a predicted model, not a curated record.
UUCGACUAUUUGGUAGAGGCUGAUGUAUUAGAAAUUAUGGGAUAUCUUGAAAGAAAGUGCAUUGAGUGUGUUAACUAGCGACAUUAGGGGUUAAAUGCAAUCCAAACAUGUUUUCCUGGGGCAGUUAAAAAAACUAGUUUUUAAAAAGCAACGUUUUUAAAAAACCGUUAAUAUUUAAAUUAGUAUCAACAUUUAUGCGUAGCUACACGACAAAUUUAAUCCUUUGUCUCCAUAGGAUGGCAAGGUUGUCUAUUUAUUAGACUGGUAAGACAACAAAAAUGACAGCAACAUUCGCUGUUCUUUAUAUUGUUUUAUAAUGAUAUAAAAGUGCAUAUUUUAGCUCUGAUUGCUCGUGUGUACUGCAUACUGCAGCUUGCAGUCUUACCGCGCGGGUUGAGCAGUGUUUGUUUGGGUGAGGUGAAAACGAAAAAAAGGCUUGUAAAUGUUCUGAAUCUCUCACAAAUCCGUGAUUGUUUGCUUACUCGCACUUGAAGAAUCCCUAACCGGAAAAUGAGUCACAGGGUCAGAAAGUUAUUUCCUAUUUCAGAAAAGUUGGGAAACAGACCAAACGAAGGAAGAGAGAACAAGAGAAACCCGCGCACAUCUGUGAAGUAUUCAGUAUCAAAUGACUGCAGAAACGGAUAAACAGGGCAACACGAUGGAUUAAUGGGCGAACAGAGAUUCCAGAAUGGCAGCUACAUACACUUUAUUUCUGAUGCUAUUAUUCAUUUGGACUCCAACAGUGAAAUCCACCUCAGUGUGUUCAACUGAUGGCUACUUCGCUUUCUGCAUGGACAGAGGUCUUCAAGAGGUGCCAAAGAUUUCCACUUACAUAACUAACGUGGAUUUGAGUAAAAACAGAAUUGCUGAACUCAAUGAAACAUCCUUUUCUCAUUUGGAAGCUCUAGAAGUCCUCAUCCUGAUGCACCAAACACCAGGUCUUGUGAUCCGGCGCAAUUCAUUCAUGAGGCUCUCUAAUUUAACAUCACUUCAGCUAGACUACAACCACCACCUGCGAAUAGAUGCAGGAGCAUUUAAUGGAUUAUCCGACCUUAAAAAUCUCACUCUCACUCAAUGCGGUUUAGAUGACUCCCUACUGUCUGGUAACUUCCUCAAACCUCUGAUGUCUCUUGAGAUGCUUGAUUUAAGUCGUAACAACAUUCGGAGAGUCCAACCGGCGUCUUUCUUUUUAAAUAUGAGGCGAUUUCAUGUGCUGGAUCUGACUUUCAACAAAGUGAAGAGCAUCUGUGAGGAAGACCUCCUGAACUUUCAGGGUAAACAUUUCACACUCCUCAGACUGUCCUCUAUAACACUGCAAGACAUGAAUGAGUACUGGUUAGGAUGGGAGAAAUGUGGAAACCCAUUUAAGAAUACUUCAAUAACCACAUUGGAUCUAUCUGGAAACGGCUUUAACGUUGACAUGGCUAAGAGAUUUUUUGAUGCUAUCUCCAGUACCAAAAUCCAAAGUCUCAUCAUCAGUAACACUUACAGAAUCGGCAAAUCUUCUGGCGAUAAUUCGAAAGAUCCAGACAAAUCGACAUUCAGUGGUCUUAAGUCGAGCGGUAUUAAGAGUUUUGAUCUGUCCAAUUCAAGCAUUUUUUCUCUCACAUAUUCUGUAUUUAGUUAUCUGUCAGAUCUAGAACAAAUCACAUUAGCAGAAAGUCAGAUCAACAAGAUUGAAAACAACGCAUUUUUGGGUAUGACAAACUUGCUAAAGCUAAACCUGUCCAAAAACUUCCUCGGCUACAUUGAUUUUAGGACAUUUCAGAAUCUCAAGGGACUCGAGGUGCUUGAUUUGUCUUACAAUCAUAUUUGGAGACUUGGGUCUCAGUCAUUUCAAGGUCUUCCAAAUCUACUCAGUCUAAACCUAACAGGAAAUUCUCUUGGACAUGUAUACACAUUCGCAACUCUGCCGAAGUUGGAAAAGCUCUACUUAGGAGACAACAACAUUCAGUAUGUGUACGAAAUACCCAACAUAGCCAAACAUCUCAAAACCCUUGACUUGCAGUUUAACCAAAUAGCAUCCAUGUCAGAGCUCUACACAAUACUAGAUGAAUUUCCUCAAAUUGAGGAAGUAGUUUUUCGAGGAAAUCAGCUUCUUUAUUGCCCUCAAGACAACCAUGAAGUGUUAUCACAAAACAUACAAGUCCUCGAUCUAUCAUUUGCAGGUUUGCAAGUAAUCUGGUCAGAAGGAAAAUGUUUAAACGUGUUUGACGAUCUUCACCAGCUAGAAGUGCUUCAUUUGAGUUCCAACUUGCUGCAGUCACUUCCCAAAGACAUCUUCAAAGACCUUACAUCUUUGCUCAUUCUGGAUUUGUCUUUCAACUCUUUGAAAUACCUCCCCACUGAUGUAUUCCCCAAAACUCUUCAAGUACUUCAUCUUGACUAUAAUUCGAUUUAUUCAGUAGAUCCAAAUCUCUUCAGCACCCUCAGCUACCUCAGCCUGAUGAAUAACGAUUUCCGAUGUGAUUGUGACUUGAAGGAUUUCCAAACAUGGCUAAAUCAAACCAACAUAACCUUCGUUCACUCUAUUGAGGAUGUGACGUGUGCCAGUCCUGAGGAUCAGUACAUGGUUCCGGUUGUGAGUUCCAGCAUACAAUGUGAGGAUGAAGAGGAGGAGAGAAGAACUGAAAAACUAAGACUUGUGCUUUUUAUUUCCUGCACUGUAUUGAUUAUAUUAUUCAGCGCCAGCACCAUUGUUUACAUCAGUCGACGCGGUGUCAUCUUCAAGAUAUACAAAAAACUAAUUGGCAAAUUUGACAAUAAACCUCAAGAGGAACCUGAUGCAAAUGGAUUUUUGUACGAUGUGUACCUGUGUUUCAGUUCCAGAGACAUGAAGUGGGUAGAAAGAGCGUUGUUGAAGAGGCUGGACUCUCAGUUUUCAGAGCACAACACACUCCGCUGCUGCUUCGAGGAGCGAGACUUCAUCCCCGGGGAGGACCAUCUUACCAAUAUGAGAAAUGCCAUCCAGCAUAGUCGAAAAACCAUUUGCGUGGUGUCUAAACACUUUCUGAAGGACGGCUGGUGUCUAGAAACAUUCACCCUGGCACAAUGUAGGAUGCUAGUGGAGCUUAAGGACAUUCUGGUGGUGCUGGUUGUAGGAAACAUACCGCAGUACAGGUUAUUAAAGUAUGAACAACUGAGAUCCUUCAUUGAGAACAGAAGUUACCUCGUGUGGCCUGAUGACGGUCAAGACUUGGAGUGGUUUUAUGACCAACUUCUGCACAAGAUAAUCAGAAACACCAAGGUUAAACAAACAAACAUUAAAGAAAAAGACAAGGUGGAUGAAAACAAUCCUGAAGCAGCAGAUGUUCAAGCAGACACUGCAGUUUAACUAUGGUGUUUUUCCUUCACUUUCGUCAAUUGGUGAAGUUGGUUCCUUGCUACUGGAUUGCUUGGUUUGGGACUUGUGGAGCUGUGCAUAGAUUUGGACUUUCACCAGUAAAAUUAAACCACCCAGAACUGAACUUCAACUCUGAAAACUGGACUGACACUUUCAACUUAC